AUGAAAGGAAAAUGGAGUAUUCAAGUUAUCUGGAAGGGUUCUGUCAUUGGCCAGAUCCAUUUCAACAUUAUAUAUAUUUGUAUCAGGUUCUUCCCGUUGGUUUCGCAUUUGAGCAAGAAGGAAAGCGAGAGAUCAUUCUUGGACAAUGGAAGCAUGUUAUUAGAGGAUCUCAUUGCUUCUUGUGAUGGCAAAUCUAACCCUAUUCGUUGUUAUUCUGCUGCUGAGCUCAUGAGGGCUACCAACAACUUCGAUCCUUCUUGCAUUAUGGAAAACGUUUCACCAUACUACCAAAUGUUCAGGGGUAUUCUAGACGACCGAACAAUUAUCAUUAAGAAGUACAUCACACAGGAAUACAUCAACAAGGAUGAAGCUAGGUCUUGUGCUAUUCGUGAUAUUAUCAUAUCAAUGCAGAUGAGCACCCAUAAGAAUGCUUUGAAAUUAUUAGGUUGCUGCUUAGAGUUUUCUAUCCCAGCUCUGGUGCAUGAAAAUGCAGCAAAAGGAGUUCUCAACAAUCAUGGAAGUUUAGGGACUAACGAAAAUCAAUCCAUGUUACCAUGGAAAACUAGAUUGCAUAUUGCAAAGCAGCUUGCUAAUGCACUUACAUAUCUCCAUACGGCCUUUCCCAGACCCAUCAUUCAUAGGGAUCUGAGAUCCACUUGCAUUUUGUUGGAUGAUGACUAUGUUCCCAAACUCUCCAACUUUUCAUUAUCCAUAACCAUUCCUCCUAAGCAAUCCCAUGUUGAAGAUAGCGUGAAAGGGACAUAUGGGUACGCCGACCCAAACUAUAUGGCGACUGGUUACAUUACGGCUAAAAGUGAUGUUUAUAGCUUUGGUGUUCUUCUACUUGUAUUCUUGACGCGAAGAGCAGCUUUAAAAAAUCAGGCUGGAAAAUUUGAACCUAUUACUGCAGAUCUGAAACUUCGUCUUUCUGAUGUCCGGAUUCAAAUUGAGACAAUUGUGGACCCUAAAAUCCUUGAGAAUGUAGGGGGAGAUGACCAAGCACAAGAGCAAUUGCAGGAUUUCCUAGAACUUGCAUUGUCCUGCAUCCAAACCCAAUGUGAAGCAAGGCCCGAUAUGAUUGAUGUGGCCAAAGAACUCGUACGAAUUGAGAACUCCAUCUUGCCUUGCUAG
Messenger RNA from Prunus armeniaca (apricot), 1131 nucleotides. The record is from the annotation of a GenBank genome assembly. NCBI's taxonomy places the organism in Eukaryota, Viridiplantae, Streptophyta, Magnoliopsida, Rosales, Rosaceae.